Messenger RNA from Phascolarctos cinereus (koala), 954 nucleotides. RefSeq names its product olfactory receptor 2T1-like. Gene Ontology annotation, biological process: G protein-coupled receptor signaling pathway. Lineage: Eukaryota; Metazoa; Chordata; Mammalia; Diprotodontia; Phascolarctidae. The record is from RefSeq and is a predicted model, not a curated record. Gene Ontology annotation, cellular component: membrane. Gene Ontology annotation, molecular function: G protein-coupled receptor activity; olfactory receptor activity.
AUGGGUGGGUACAAUACAACCUCUUCCUCUGACUUCAUCCUUGUGGGGCUCUUCAGCAACAGAGAAACCUCAGGCCUCCUUUUUGUUAUUGUCUGUUCUAUUUUCUUCACGGCCCUGGUGGCCAAUGGGAUCAUGAUCUUCUUAAUCUACACAGACCUCCACCUCCAUACACCUAUGUACUUCCUGCUCAGUCAUCUUUCCUUCAUUGACAUGAUGUAUAUCUCAACCAUUGUGCCCAAGAUGCUUGUGGACUACAUAUUGGGACUGACGACCAUCUCCUUUGUGGGAUGUACAGCUCAGCACUUCUACCUUACUUUAGUGGGGGCUGAAUUCUUUCUGUUAGGCCUCAUGGCCUAUGACCGUUAUGUAGCCAUUUGUAACCCUCUGCGCUACUCCAUCCUAAUGAAUCGAAGGGUCUGUCUUAUGAUCAUAGCUGGCUCUUGGUUUGGUGGUUCUUUGGAUGGCUUUCUACUCACCCCCAUCACAAUGAGCUUUCCCUUCUGCGAUUCCCGAAAGAUCAAUCAUUUCUUCUGUGAAGCACCUGCUGUGCUGAAAUUAGCCUGUGCUGAUACGGCUCUCUAUGAGACUGUGAUGUAUGUGUGCUGUGUACUGAUGCUACUGAUUCCCUUUUCUGUGGUAAUUGCCUCCUAUGCUAGGAUUCUCACUACUGUACAUCGUAUGAGCUCAGUGGAAGGAAGAAAGAAGGCCUUUACCACCUGUUCUUCACAUAUGACAGUAGUGACUCUAUUCUAUGGUGCAGCCAUGUAUACAUAUAUGUUGCCCCAUUCAUACCACACCCCAGCCCAGGACAAAAUUCUCUCUGUGUUCUAUACUAUCCUUACUCCCAUGCUUAAUCCCCUCAUCUACAGCCUGAGAAAUAAGGAUGUGGCUGGAGCCAUGAAAAGGGCCGUGGGGAGAUGUAAAGCUUCACAAAGGGUGGCAGGUACAUUCUAA